Suillus fuscotomentosus is the source of this 732-nucleotide messenger RNA. RefSeq lists its product as uncharacterized. Lineage: Eukaryota; Fungi; Basidiomycota; Agaricomycetes; Boletales; Suillaceae. The coding region runs from base 1 to 732 and encodes 243 amino acids. The transcript has 3 exons. The record is from RefSeq and is a predicted model, not a curated record.
AUGCCGUCUUCACCAAAGGCCUUUGACGGGUUCGCGAACAUCGCUGCCAGAACGGACAGGUUGUCCACGCCUAAGCAUCUAGCUUCUCAUACUACAGCCAUACAAGCUAAGUCACCGAAGGCGCCAUCGCGGAUAACGGCAGGGUACACAGAACGUAAAGCCGCCAGGAGUGUUCCACACGUGCUGCGCGAACCGUCUGCUGCUAGUGCUCAUGGAAGCUCGAACGCGUCAAGGGGCAAGCUUGCUCGUCUACAAAGAUAUCACCGUCAGGCUUUGCAGCACGCCGCAAAUUACCACAACCUGGCCUCAAAUGCAACGUCUGCGUCCGCUUCCGACCCCGCAUUCCAACAGCAGGCCUCAACAGAGCUCUCUGGAUUCAAUACGAACUUUAUAGGCUUCACUUCUGUCCUAGCAGAACUUGGCGGCGACAACGGCGUCGCAAACCUGGAUCCCACCAACAACCUAGAGACCUUGCUAGAGAGCAUUAUCAACGCCAACAAAGACAUCUUCACGGUCACUUACAACCUUGUUGUCUCAUUGCCUAUUGUCGGUCCAAUCUUGGGUCCCAUCGUAUACGAUCUCAAAUGUACUCUGGACGACCUCCUGGACAUCGUCGAGAAUCUGACCGAUGCUAUCAUCAAUGCGAUACAACCCCUCCUUCAGGCUGUUCUCGGCAAGGCUGUUACCGCGACAUGCGCGUCUGGCGUCCAGGUUGUAGGUCUUUGCAUAUAA